This is a messenger RNA of Sclerotinia sclerotiorum 1980 UF-70, 1719 nucleotides long. RefSeq lists its product as hypothetical. Lineage: Eukaryota; Fungi; Ascomycota; Leotiomycetes; Helotiales; Sclerotiniaceae. The transcript has 3 exons. Bases 1 to 1719 code for a protein of 572 amino acids. The record is from RefSeq and is a predicted model, not a curated record.
AUGACAGAAUCAAAAGUCGCUGGUGGCUCAAGUUCUGAGCCAACGGGUCUCACCAGCCCUGGCGCAACUUUUGAAAAAAUGAAGGACCUGUUGAAGGCGAAAGACGACACUUCCAGGUUCGUAGGACUUGCUCUCCUUAAAUCCGUUCUUGACAACGAACAGCAGCUCGUCAACAAUAUAGAACGACUACAAAUACUUUGGGAAUCAAUAUCUUCAAAAUUCUUGGAUCGGCUACUGCGAGCUCAACUUGGUGGAAAUGUUGACAAGUCCCAAGCGAAAGAUAUGGUAGAUCUCGCAGUAGCUGUACUACAUACAUUCUCAAUACUAUUACCAGAAAAUAUACGAAGAGAACCACAGCUUACUCGAAGAAUAGGACCACUGGUCAAAGCUCUGGUCCAAAGUUCCCCUGAAACGACACAGCUCAUUCUUCAAACGCUGUUGACUAUAGCACUUCCACGUAAUCCAAAAUGGCUUAAAUCUAUAACAACCUUGCUACGAGAUUUGGUCAACAGGAAACCCACACUUAUUGGUAGAACUGCAUAUACUCAAGCAGCAGCAGCAUUACUCCAAGCAUACCCUGCGACCUGUCCCUCGUUGUUAUUUAGCAAUGAAUCUCUGCAUACUUCGGAUAAGACCGACAAUAGCAAGCCAUUUUCUUAUCUAUUUGUAAAUCUUUUAUUGAUUGACUUGCGAUCCUCUUUUCCAUCUCUCUUGGCCAAAUUGAAUAAUAGUGAUUAUUCAGCUAUCUCACAGCGGUUGGCGGCUGCAUUCGAUGUUAUAUCAAGUUUCAUCGGAUAUCUUGUACGGAGUCUCGAUGAAGACUCCAAUACCUCCAACAUGACCCCAGAUUUAAUGUUAAAAUUGCGCAAAGAUAUCGCUGAGACAAUGUCUUUAGCAAUCGAGUAUCUCCGAGAUAGGUGGGAUGCAUCUAUUGCUGGGGCUUCCGGAUUGCAUCCGUCUGCACGUUCUGGAACGGCUGCCACAUCUGAAGGGACAAGACUUACUUUAACCUGGGACUCUAUGAAAGACAACGUUACUGCUGAUCCUCUGAUUCUCGCUAGUAUCAGAGCGUUGGCCAUAUGGACCCGCGAGGAUGAAAAUGAAAAUUUACGAAAAGAAAGUGCUGGUAUGAUGGAUAUGUUCAUUGAAUUAUACAAAUUACGUAACAAGGACGAACCUGAUUUCAGAUAUCCAGUAUUACUGGCGCUUGAGGGUAUAAUGACUACCGAGGAUGGCGUGGAGGCUUUCUUGAACCAGGAUGGAUGGCAAGUCGUCUCUGAAGACCUCGCGAGUAUUGUCAGUAAAAGUACCGAUAUCUCAAGCACCAAUAACUAUUCCAUCAUCACCUCGGAAGCAGCAAGAGGUCUCCAAAUCGUAAGGGUUCUACUCGCUGUUAUCGAUGAAGAGUCUACAUCAUAUAUAAAACAGGAAUGGUUAACUAUAUUCUCAACCACAUCUUCCAUGCAACUUCCCUCCUCCACGUCACCCUCUGUGGUUAUUGAGCUACAUAUCGCCAUGCUUCAGUUAUCCACAGCAUUAUUAUCAAAAGCAGGAGAUAGCAUGCAGAAGCGUUACGCGAAUGAUCAAAAAUCUCUAGUCAGAAUAGUGCAGCAACUAGAGGUUGUAGUUGGAGAGAUGGAAGAUAAGGGAGAGGCAGCUGAAUUCAAGGAGUUACUGUCGGAUGUGGUGUUGGAUUUGAAAAAUUUGGGAGGGCGUUAA